Molecule: messenger RNA, 937 nt
Organism: Cygnus olor (mute swan)
Lineage: Eukaryota; Metazoa; Chordata; Aves; Anseriformes; Anatidae
Gene: NTAQ1
Product: N-terminal glutamine amidase 1
Exons: 7
Coding region: 60-770 (236 amino acids)
Cellular component (GO): cytosol; nucleus
Molecular function (GO): protein-N-terminal asparagine amidohydrolase activity; protein-N-terminal glutamine amidohydrolase activity
Source: RefSeq, a predicted model, not a curated record
GGCUCCCUAAGGAGCCCAGCCCCGCGGUCGCGUCCCCUCACGGAAACCUUCCCCCGAGCAUGGCGGGGCCGGCUGAGGAUCGGUACCGGCCGGCGGUGCCUCCCCGAGCCGCCUGCGCCUACACCGGCUGCUACUGUGAGGAAAACGUGUGGAAGCUGUGUGACUACAUCAGGGGUCAGGGCGAGUAUCCUUUGGAGGAGUUCUACGCGGUUUUCAUAUCCAACGAGAGGAGGAUGAUCCCACUCUGGAAACAGAAGUCAGGGCAUGGAGAUGAACCUGUCGUCUGGGACUACCACGUUAUCCUGCUUCAUGUUUCCAGCGGGGAGCAGAACUUCAUUUAUGAUCUUGACACAGUGCUGCCAUUCCCGUGUCCUUUUGACGUGUACAGCAUGGAGGCCUUUAGGCUGGAUGACAGCCUUCACCCCGAAUUUCACAGGAAAAUCCGAAUGAUACGAGCAGAUUUGUACCUGAAGACGUUUGCUUCAGACAGAUCUCACAUGAAAGAUGCAAAUGGGGAAUGGCAGAAACCUCCUCCCUCGUACCCCUGCAUUGAAACAGCAGACACCUGGAAGGCUCCGAGUGCAUCUGUGGUGACGUGCUGUCAUCUGGGCAGUCACCUGAGUGUUGCAGAGGAAGACUCCAAGAUGAACUUGGAUGAUUUCAUCAGUAUGAAUCCCAAAGUGGGCUGGGGCUCAGUGCUCCCCUUAUCGGACUUUGUGCGUCGGUUUGGCAGGCAGACUAAUUACAGCUACUCCUUGAAAGGACAGUGAAGUAAACAACGAAGUUCGUUCUGCUGCAGUUUUCAGUCGGUUUGUUUUGUUUUGCUGCUCUUACGUUGUAUUUAUGAAUGGUUUACAUUUCUUUAUAUGGAAUAAACAUUUGGGUAAAUAGAAUACCCGACGUACCCUGAACUGAAUAAAGUCUUUUAUUUUUAUUA